AUGCUCCUUAACGCCACCGUCCCUCUGUCGGUGGACUUCAACACUCCGGAGGACUUCCUCAUCUUCAUCUUCCACAUUGUGUUCGCCACCAGCGCGGCGCUGGUCGCCGGCUCGGUGGUGAUCGGGAUCUCCUGCACCCGGUCUCUGCGAGGCCAGAACCGCUUCAUAUUCAUGCUGAACACGAGCAUCAGUGACACGCUGACCGGCUUCUCGGUCUACUACCUCGGCCUCUUCGACGUCCAGGAGGGCUACCCCUCCAGGAACGGCACGUUUUACAUCUUGCCCUCAUUCCUCGGUGUAAAUGUGUUGACCUUCCUGUUCGCUCAGUUUGAUCGUUACCUCGCUGUGUGUCAUCCAUUCUUUUAUAACCGCUUCAUAAGCAGGUACUUUGUCAUUGGCAUCUGCGCAUUUUGUUGGAUUUACACCUACUCCAUCCUCACUGUGCAGAGCAUGGUGCCAAUUUCAACAGCGGCUCAGAUUAACGCAUUCGGUGUAAUGACUCUGCAGAUUAUAGUUGUGGUCAAACUGCUGAUGACUGUUAAAUUAUACAUCAUCGCCAGGAACCACCUGGUGAGAGAGGCGCCCAGCGCGGACAUAGAGAACAAGAAGGAGUCGCUGCGCAUCAUUGUGUUUGUGGUGAUUUGCUUCUUGGCGCUGUGGUGUCCGUCAUUCGUGAAUAUCAUUGUCAGACAGUUGACCAGGGGAGGUCUGAGGUUCAGGAACGAGGCCACCAACCUGUUCGCCAUCUUGGCUCGACUGAACGCACUGGUCACCCCGGCUCUGUACAUCUGGGGCAGCCCGGCGCUGCGGGGGGCCGUGUGGGUUACUGUGUGGCGGAGGAUCUGCCCCGGGCGGAGGGCGAGAAUUGGUUUUACUAUUGAUGGAGUGACAAACAAAUGA
This is a messenger RNA of Hippoglossus stenolepis (Pacific halibut), 900 nucleotides long. RefSeq names its product G-protein coupled receptor 15-like. Lineage: Eukaryota; Metazoa; Chordata; Actinopteri; Pleuronectiformes; Pleuronectidae. The record is from RefSeq and is a predicted model, not a curated record. Gene Ontology annotation, cellular component: membrane. Gene Ontology annotation, molecular function: G protein-coupled receptor activity. The transcript is spliced from 2 exons. The coding region runs from base 1 to 900 and encodes 299 amino acids. Gene Ontology annotation, biological process: G protein-coupled receptor signaling pathway.